UGGGGUGUUGCGUGAGGCGGAGUGAUGCAGGGCGCGCUGGUGCCUGUGAAGGACUUUUGGCACAGAAAUUUCGUAUCGUCAGCAUUGAGAGUUCGAGAGCAGCUGCUGGACAUGACGGAGCAGAAAUGCCACGUGUACCUCGGUGGGAUCCAGACCAUGCACUACAGAACAUUCGAAGACAAGAUAGGACUUCCAGGAAUGCUGGGCACUGUAGUAGGGGAUGUGAAACCCUUCUGUGGGAGCCGGAAGAUAGGACUUCCAGGAAUGCUGGGCACUGUAGUAGGGGAUAUGAAACCCUUCUGUGGGAGGCAGGAGGGAUGUGUGACAGUGUUUGGAAGGCAGGAGGGAUGUGUGACAGCAUCUGGAAUGUGCAGGCUGGGUGUUGAAAGCUAUGGGUUAGAGAGUUUGACCUCCACUGAAGUGUAAGGGUGUUGGAACUUGUUAGGGAAAGGAUGAGAAGAGAAUAAGAGAAUAAGAGCAGGCAAGGAUGGAGUGAUGGAGUCUGUGACGGAAGGGAUAAGAGGUGAAUGAGAGAAUUUGAACAAGUAAGGAUGGAAACAAAUGAAGGAUGGAGUGAUGGAGUGUGUGAGGGAGAGGAUAGGAAGGGAAUAAGAAGACUUAAACAUGCAAGGAUGGAAAUAAAUGAAGGAUGGAGUAUGUGAAGGAGACAAGAUGAGAGAAAGAAAAUUAGAACAUUCAAGGUGGAAACAGAUAGAGGAUGGAGUGAUGGAGUGUGUGAGGAAGAGGAAGAGGACAAGGGAAGAAUCAGAGGGUUGGAGCAUGGAUGGAGGAAAUACAAGGACAGGAAUAAACAGAUGGAUAAAUAAAUAGAGAAAGUAAAGGAGGCUUGGAAAAUAUAAAACUGUUGAGGAAAUGUAGGAGAGCUGGAAAGUACUUAAUAGAAUAAUGACAUUACAAAAAGUAAUUAGUGACGUGACAGAUCUGGUGAUAUAAAAGAAGUUGAAAAUGAAUGAAAAUAUUGAUGAUGCUAUUGUUAAUGAUGUGUUGAUUGUAAUGCAGCACAAUCUGCCACCAGGAAAGCCUUCAGGUUGUUGAGAAAUGAGCCAAGAAUCUUCAGGGAGACCGCAUCAAACAGUAUGCUCAACGCUAACAUCUAUAGAUAUGUGCUCUAGGUAGGUCUAUCUACUUCUGUCUCUGCACCGACACACGUCCUCCCUGCACGAGUGUCCUCAGCAAAGUGUCCCUGUCGUCCUCAGCUAGUGCCUGGCUUCCUGCCCUGUCCAUCGUCAUCCAUUAGCGACGGCGUUAAGGGCGGCUUCAUCUUAGUCUCAUGUCAUAGCAAGCAUCCUUCAUCUCCUUACAUCAACAUUAUCUCAACACCGACCGUACAAGAAACUCGCUGACUUAGGCCUCGUCCUGAUCCUCGCCCUCACCGCCAGGUCCUUUCCUUCCUCAAUGACAAACUCGCUUGCACAACAACAACUUCUUUCACCCGCCUGAUGGUAACAAUGUGUAUGAAUGUGUAUGCAUGUAAUUAACGUUAAUUUAUAUCUUUUUGUGUGUGAUUGUGUAUAUCUUUGAAAACGAUCAUUUACAUCAAAGCGUGAUUGCUCUCUGUGUGACAAUGACUCAACUCAAGCAAGUCUGCACGAG
Molecule: messenger RNA, 1614 nt
Organism: Scylla paramamosain (green mud crab)
Lineage: Eukaryota; Metazoa; Arthropoda; Malacostraca; Decapoda; Portunidae
Exons: 3
Coding region: 25-426 (133 amino acids)
Source: RefSeq, a predicted model, not a curated record